UCCUACAAUCCUCAAUAACCCUCCUAAUGCUGCGGUCUUGUGUUUACCCUGACACCUCUCUGACCUCAUACGGCCUGAUUCUGAGUCUGGAUGACCUGCAGACUUCAGAGUGAUUGGAUCUGUUGCAGAAAAGACUGGUUGGAGAAUUAUGGUGUCGGAUCAUGAGCAUCUAUAGCUUCUUUGCAGCACUGCCAGCAGGUGACAUCACAGCUGAUCAACCAAUCACAAAGCUCCUGUAGGCCCUCCCGGCUCAGCACAUGUGCCACCUGUCGCAGUAAACCUGCGACAUGUCUCAAAGCUGCAGCUGAGCUUCUUUUUCCUCUCUGUUCUUCUUCCUCUGCUCACUCUGGGAUCAUUUCAGUUUUCAUUUGUCAGAUUGCAGAGACACUCGGACAUCUUGAAUCCACUUUUGGGGAAAUUAAGAGACGGGAUGUGACUUUACGCUGAGGCUCAUCCAAAGACACUUCACCUCAGCUUCUUAAGACCUGAGACAGAAGGGAAGGUGGUGACUGUCUUUAGUGUUUCUUCAGAGCCAGGGACCGGAUCAGCGAAACAGACACGCCGACAUGCCGACCGUCAAGAGCAAGAAGAAGAAGCCGAAGAAGGAGGUCAGCGUAGGAGAGGAGCAGGGAGAAGUAGCUCUGGACAUGGAAAUGGAGGAGCUGACCAAUAAGAGCCAGUCAGACAGCAGGGAACCUUUGACCCCAGAGCCACAGGAUCCAGCACCACAGAAGAAGAAGAAGAAGAAGAGAGCACCAACCAUCGAUCAAGAAGUCGAUCAUGCCGACACACCAAAUGGGAACACGACAGAGCCAGCCGUCGACGAGGAGACGACUGUCGCUGUGACCAGAAAGACCAAAAAGAAGAGGAAGGUGAAGGCAGCAGAGCAUUACAGCAACGAUCUUGGCGCUGAAGACGACGACAUCAUCACAGACGCACCGUCCCCAAUCCCCCAGCAUUCUCUGUUCUCCGCUCCGCACGGGCAGAGCCAGCCAGUCGGGAAAGUCUUUGUGGAGAGGAACAGGCGAUUCCAGGCAGAGCGUGUGGAUCAGUUCCGACACUCCGAGAUGAUGGAUGACUACCUGGACCCCAGACCGCUCUGGACCACCAGAGACGUUGCCUUGAAAGUCCACAGCAGCUUCAGGGUGGUCGGUCUGUUCUCUCACGGUUUCUUGGCGGGUUAUGCCGUUUGGAACAUCAUCGUCGUGUACGUGUUGGCGGGCGAGCAGAUGACCACACUGCCCAACCUGCUGAACCAGUACCACCCGCUGGCCUAUCCCGCCCAGUCCCUGCUCUACCUGCUGCUCGCAAUCAGCACCGUGUCCGCCUUCGACAGAGUGAACCUGGCCAAAGCCUCCAUGGCUCUGAGAGGCUUCCUCACCCUCGACCCUGCUGCUCUGGCUUCUUUCUUAUAUUUCAUCGCCCUGAUCCUGUCCCUCAGUCAGCAAAUGACAAGCGACCGCAUCAACCUCUACCCGACAGCCAACGAGACUCUGUGGCCUCCAGGCUCGGAGCAGCAGAUCCUGCGGCCAUGGAUUGUGGUGAACCUGGUAGUGGCGCUGCUUGUGGGCAUGGCGUGGGCUGUUGUCUCUACACGGCCGGACAUCGACUACACAGAAGAGUUCCUGAUGAGUAUGGAGGUGGAGUCUUACCCAAGAGGAGACGAGACUGUGGACAACCCCGCCUGAACUCUGAAAACUCUCCCAUCCGUCUGUCUAAUGUUUGUUUUUAUAUUUCAUAUAGCACAUUUGUUUUCCUGAGUGUGUGAUUUUUUAAAUAAAGAAAUACAGCAUG
Notolabrus celidotus (New Zealand spotty) is the source of this 1794-nucleotide messenger RNA. RefSeq names its product transmembrane protein 237A-like. The transcript is spliced from 11 exons. Gene Ontology annotation, cellular component: ciliary transition zone. The record is from RefSeq and is a predicted model, not a curated record. Gene Ontology annotation, biological process: cilium assembly. Lineage: Eukaryota; Metazoa; Chordata; Actinopteri; Labriformes; Labridae. The coding region runs from base 567 to 1688 and encodes 373 amino acids.